Messenger RNA from Haliotis rubra (blacklip abalone), 736 nucleotides. RefSeq names its product peritrophin-44-like. The record is from RefSeq and is a predicted model, not a curated record. Gene Ontology annotation, molecular function: chitin binding. Bases 77 to 736 code for a protein of 219 amino acids. Gene Ontology annotation, cellular component: extracellular region. NCBI's taxonomy places the organism in Eukaryota, Metazoa, Mollusca, Gastropoda, Lepetellida, Haliotidae. The transcript has 4 exons.
CGAUGAGCCUAUAAUCGUCCAUUGUAAAUCCAGCAACUCUUCCUUGCUACUCUCCAGUACUACAGACGCAGCAAGCAUGGGGCCAGCAGUUCUUGGCUUGCUUUUGGGAUGCCUGGCAAUCACCAGCGCACAGGUGGUAGAAGAUGGAUACGCGGCUCUAUGUCAGAAUAACUACGAUGGCACCUUCAGCUACGUGGCCCCUGGGUCGGGAUGCAAGAGGUUCAUCAGCUGUUAUGGACAGAAUUACAGCGGACUUCUCCAGUGCCCCGAGAGGACUCUCUUCAGCGAUAACACUCAGAGGUGUGAAGACGACGAUAAAGUCGACUGUCGGGAGUCCUUUAUCCAAACCCCAGAUUGUGUGACCGGCGUAAAUCCCUACAACUGCUCGGCCUUCACGUACUGCCACCUUGGCACUCAGUACCCCUUCAGCUGCAACCAAGAACUCUACUACUCUGAGAGCCAGCUCAUCUGUGUGUACCAAAAUCAACUGACGGUCGAGGACAGACGGAAGUGCAACAUGGACAACGGCCUAUACAACUCACCAUGUAGAGGCAAACCUGCAAUGGGGACUCCACAGAAGUCGCACGGAGAUCUUACGGAGAGGGUACGGAGAUCGUGCGGUCUCCGCAGCUACUGCACGGACAUCGUACGGAGCACGUGCGGCAUCCGUGCGGAGGCUGAGCGGAGAUGGGUGUACAAUGUACAUCUUGUUGUCUUGGACCCUCUCAUGAACUGA